This is a messenger RNA of Brassica oleracea var. oleracea, 4794 nucleotides long. Its product is annotated as protein TIME FOR COFFEE-like. Gene Ontology annotation, cellular component: nucleus. The transcript is spliced from 12 exons. Bases 51 to 4388 code for a protein of 1445 amino acids. Gene Ontology annotation, biological process: regulation of circadian rhythm. Lineage: Eukaryota; Viridiplantae; Streptophyta; Magnoliopsida; Brassicales; Brassicaceae. The record is from RefSeq and is a predicted model, not a curated record.
AAAAGGAUGAGAUAAUGGGAAGCAAGUAGAGAGAGAUAGAAGAAAGAGAGAUGGAUAGAAAUAGAGAAGCUAGAAGAGUACCCAUGGCGGCUGCCGGAAACGGCUUGUCACGGCGGAGGCAUAGACCCGGAGGCUUCAGAGAUUCUCCAGAGGAGGAAGGUCCGGUGGAGUUACCGGAGGCGGCGAGGCUGAGAGAUCGUACGAAGAAGGAACGAGAUCGGGAACGUGAUAGAGAACGGGAACACAGGGAGAGAGAUCGGUUACAUAGCCGGAGCAAAAGGAGAAGAGGCGAACGUUUGAUAAUGGUUCACGACGGUGGCGACGAAAGCUCGGAAGAGAGUGUCAACGACGAUGAAGAAUAUGACGACGUGAAGACGAUUCCUCCGGCGAAUAAUAUCUUCUCUUCCCCUCUUUCAAAUCACCACCACCAGAGGAAGAACUUUCCGCCGCCGUCAAAAAAUUUCAGAUCGCCUCCUUCUCCGGCGCUGCCGGUGCCGUCGUGGAAGGCGGCGGCGGAUGAGAUGAUCGGCGUAGCAGUUCCUAGAAAAGCACGGUCAGCUUGUACAAAGAGACCUCAUGAAUCACGGACGUCAAAUGCUACCGGCGAGCGGUCUCCAGCUCGAGUUUUAGCGUCUCCGUCACCUCCAUCUCCUUCUUCAUCCAACGUUUCGGCUAGGAAAAAGCCGUUGGGGACAAAACAGAAGCCUCUUCCUCAGAAGGUAUCAUCUCCCGUGGCUGUUCAAGAUGAGAUAGAGAUUGAAAUCGCGGAGGUGUUGUACGGGAUGAUGAGGAUGCCAACAUCAUCAAAACAAGAAGAGAAAACAACUGUAGAUAUCAAAGCCAAAGUAUCUUCACCAAUCUCCAUCACACUAGCUGCAAAUUCGAGCUCGACUAAUGUCUCUGCCAUUGCUCCUAAGAGAAAGAAGCAGAGGCAUGUCAAAUACGAAGAGGACGAGAACAGUUCAGGUUUACCAUCACGCGUCACUAAAUUGGAAGCCGAAGCUCCAUUGAGAAGUCAAGUUCCGUUAGGUGGUGAGCUAAAGAGAUCAGGAUCCGCUGAAGAUAACAGCUCAGUUUUGGAUUCGACUAGAGAAAGCACCGCAGGGUUAGAUUCGAGAUCUGCCGAGAAGAUAGCAAAUAAAGAGGAUACGGUAUUGCCGAAAGUGGAAUCUUCUCCAGGAGUUAGAUCCGAUGGUGAUGGAACUAAACCAAGCUCGCCGGAGAUGGACAAGUUUGAGAUAGAUCUGAUGGCGCCACCGCCGGGAAGGUCUUCUUCAUCGGAGAGAGUCGGUGAGAUGGAAUGUGUGGCAGCAGAAGCGGAACCUAAAGCCACGGGAGUGGAAAUGAAACCUAAGCCUCUGCUAAAGGAAGAUGGAGGUAGUGCUGCGAUUGUUGAGUCUGAGGAGAAGAAAAAACCUAGGACGGUGGAUGAAGCCGAACCUCAUACGUCAGAGAGGAGUUGUGAACUUAAACUCGACUUGGAUAAAUCUGGUCAUGCGGGUGUAAUGAACAAUCAACAUGUUCAGAAACAGCCACCACCGCAACAACAACAACAUUUUGUCCCGGAUAAAAUUGCUCAAGCUAACUCUUUGCCUCUACAUAUGUCAAUGCCUGGCUGGCCUGGAGGUCUUCCAACAAUGGGAUACAUGCCGUCUACACAAGGAGUUGUCCCUACAGAUACUAGUUCCUUAUCAUCGGCGGCAAUGCAGCCUCCUCCUCAUUUACUUUUUAACCAACCGAGGCCUAAGAGAUGUGCAACACACUGCUACAUCGCCCGAAAUAUUCAGUCACAUCAGCAAUUCACCAAGAUGAAUCCUUUCUGGCCUGCAGCAAUUGGCUCAGCUCCAUUGUAUGGGACCAGGGACUGCAAUCUCAGUCUCAUGCCUCCCACAGAACUGCAGGGGACUGUUUUAGGAAGAAGUUCCAAUCAAAUUCAAGAUGAAAACUCUAAAUCUACUUCCAAAAGCUCAGAUACAGCUCAGAGAAAACAAAUAUUGCUCCAACAAGCUCUGCCUCCCGGAGCAGCAGCUAAUAACAUCAUGCAUGGUCCUACAUUUAUUUUCCCGAUGGGCCAACAGCCUACAAUGGCUGCAGCAUCUGUCAGACCUCCUAAUAGUGGCAACACAGCUUCUUCUGGUGCGACAGCUAUUGCAAACUCAAUGAACGGUUCUGCAUCAGCUACUCCAGCUGGUGCUCCAACAAUGACCUUCAGUUAUCCAGGCAUGCCGGGCAAUGAAACCCAAUACCUGGCCAUCAUGCAGAACAAUGGCUAUCCGUUUCAAGUCCCAGCACAUGUUGGUGCACCACCUGCUUAUAGAGGAGCUCCCGGGCAGCCAAUACCAUUUUUCAAUGGUUCGUUCUAUUCCUCCCAAAUGAUCCAGUCUCCAUUUUCCCAGCCACAGAAGCAGCAACAGCAAUCUGGUCAAAUACUCCAGAGCCAUGCUCCGAACAACCAGAAUGGAAGUGUCUCCUUGGGUUCCUCAGCAGCACAAAAGCAUCUGCAGAACCAUCAGCUGAGACCACACGGGAACUCCGACGGAUAUCCAACUCAUAAGGUCCAAUCUCAGGUUUUGACUUUUCAGCAGAGGCAGCAACCAAGAGAGAAUGCGACUCAACAUAGCGACACUGUAGGAGAAAAUAGCCCAUCAGCCGCUGAUAGCCGGGGUUCUCGUUCCAACGUUGCCUAUGGCCAAAACUAUGGUAUGCAGAUGCAACCAACGAACUUGGGUUUGAUGAGUUCAGCAGCCCCAGGUGGUGGAGUGGUAGUAUCGUCCAGCAAUCAUGGCGAAAAGAAAUCGCAACAGCAGGUUUCAAAGGCUGGUGCGGAAUCGUUUCAGUCCCAGGGUUAUGAUAUGACCUUUGCUACAUUCAAUGGAGUGUCAUCAAUUGCUCAGAAUGGCGCUACGUUCCAGAGCCUACCAGAAGCAGCAAGGCAAGGUUAUCAAAUGAUGGCUGCGAAUGUUGCAGCCCAGCAGAAAAUGAACUACAGUGCUCCUUCAGAAGGAAAAUCCGGCUCUAAUGCUACUGCUAAGACGAUGGAAGAACAAAGAAAAACAGAAGGAGCAUCAGGGAAAGCGAGUGGUGUGAAUGGUGGACAGUCGAUUGCUUUCUCUAGCAAACACGAUUUGGGUGAUGCAUCUGUAUCUGCUGUUACGAGUGGUAGCAUCGUCGACACGUCCCGUUUGCUCAACCUAGGUUCUGCUCAGCAACAGAGUACCAGUUCUAUGCCUCAUCAUAAUCUGCAACAGAAGAUGAAGCAGCAUAUGCAACAGCAGAAUCACCACCUGCAGCAGCAUAUGCAACAGCAGAAUCAGCACCUUCAGCAGCAUAUGCAACGGAGUCAAUCUCAGCAACCUUAUACCAUGUAUCUCCAGAAGCAGCAACAGUAUGCAACUUCAGUCGCUGCUUCUGCUGCUAAAAACAAAGGGCCUGUGGUGAGUAAUGGUACUGGUGUCGCUGAUCACAGUAUCAGCAUAUCCCCAGUGGGAACCGCUAAGUUCCCAAAUGCCAAUUCAGGGUUUCCUCAAAACCUUGUCGAGUCUCCUCAGUGGAAAAGCAAUUCACCCAGGACAACAAACACUUCCCAGGCUCAGUCUCCUUCCAUACUUUCGCCAUCAUCAUCUGUUGCUGCUUCGUCAUCCCCAAGAAACGUAUCGCAUAAACAGCAAAGCCGCCCCCAGCAGUCGCAGAUAUCUUUUGCAGCAAACUCAAAGCCUACAGCAACUGGUUCACCAAUGCAGCAGGUGCAAGGAGGUACCAACAAUCAGGCUCCGUCUUCUCCAAUGUUAGUUGGGUCACCCUCUACGUCUUCGGUCUCCAAAACCACCGGCGGGAGUCCAAGAACGUCUUCCUCAGCGGUGAAUAAAGCUGGACAAGCUUCCUCUACUACUCACUCGUCAUCUCAGCCGUCCAAGAACUUGCAGCCUGCAUCCGUGGCUUCUUCUGCCGCCGUUGGAAGGAAUAACGGUCCUUCAGUUCUCGGAAACCAAACCACGAGCUCUGGAUCCAAGUCUCAACAACAACAGCAACAGUUGCCAAAGCAUGGGUUGCAGCAGCAAGCGCAGCUUUUCUUUUCCAAUCCUUAUAUGCAAUCUCAACGUCAACAGCAGCAGAUCACUAUGUCUUCUUCUGGUGGUUAUUACAUUCAAAGACAUCAGCAACAACCGGGUUCUGCAGCGUGUCCUCCAGUUGUUAGCACCACGGGAUCCGUUACGGCCACUUCAGAUCCAGCGAAAGUCAUGGUUGCAGCAGGCAAUAACAUAAAAGGAGGAGGGAAGACGCAGCAACAUCAGCUGGGGCCUCCGGGGUUCGGGCUACCGUAUGUUCAUGCGGUUCCCUCUGCAGUUCAAGUUAAACCUGUAGAUCAGAAGCAACAAUCGGGUGAGUGAAAAAGACCCCUAAAAACCAUUUAUUAACUCAAAAGAAGAAGCUCUGAAUGGUUUUGAGAAGUUCGGGUGUAUAGCUUGUGCUGGCGAGACGGAAGAGAAGAAACAGACGGAACAGAUCACUCUCUAGGGAUAGACUAGUGUUGAUAUUUUCCUGACAGGCGUUUCGAUUCCUAGAAAGAAAGAAAAGAUUUAUUCAUUCUUCUUGUGGAGGUUUGAGUGGUGUUGGUGAUGAUUUUAGUUAGUAAAAAGAAAAGAACAAGAGCUAACGAACGUUGUACUGAUGUGUUAUUGAUUGGCCUGUUUCGUCGGAUCAUCAGUUAGUUGAUUAUGUAGUUAGUUAUUUACUUUAGUUGAUUUUGUAUUUAUGAAGCAUGAAACCGUGUGAUGAAUUUAUUGAUUGUUGUUA